AUGUUCGUUCACAACAAUUCCAAGCAUGGACGACGAGUGAAAAGAAUAGAUGCCUCCGACGAAUUCUCUGAAGUGUCUGAGCUGUCAACAGGAUCAUCUCCCAUUAUCAAGGCACUGUGCCCUAGUGAAGGCUGGGUUCAAGGAGGAACACAGGUGAUCGUGAUAGGUGAAAAUUUCUUUGAAGGGCUGCAGAUCGCUUUUGGUUCCACAACUGUAUGGAGUGAGCUAGUUCAAGUGAUUUCACCUCAUGCUAUGAGAGUCACAAGUCCUCCACGUCAUAACGCUGGAGUUGUUGAAGUCACAUUACAGUACAAAAACAAGCAAUACAAUAGAGGAGCGCCAGUGCGCUUCACUUAUGCA
This is a messenger RNA of Cooperia oncophora, 360 nucleotides long. NCBI's taxonomy places the organism in Eukaryota, Metazoa, Nematoda, Chromadorea, Rhabditida, Trichostrongylidae. The record is from the annotation of a GenBank genome assembly.